Molecule: messenger RNA, 225 nt
Organism: Clunio marinus
Lineage: Eukaryota; Metazoa; Arthropoda; Insecta; Diptera; Chironomidae
Source: the annotation of a GenBank genome assembly
AUGCGAGAUUUUUCCCCUGUACCAGCAUCUGAACCCACCGUGAAUGGUUUUAACCCACGUCAUAAAAUUUCAAAUUGGGUAUCUCCAAAUGAUUUUUACUGUAAAAGUUUUUCUGUUGCUUAUGUAGCAAAAUUAAAGCUCAAUAGAACUCAAAUUCAAGCUUUUGAAGGCGCUUCGUCGAUGAUCGUCUGGUUGGAAUUAAAAAAAGCUGAUAAAGCGGCUUGA